AAACAAGACUUGCAAUGCUCACAUUUUCCAUUGUUUUCCCGUCUUUUCAUAUGUUGGUAUCUCUAAAGUUCCUAUUACUGCAUAGUGCCAAGUACUUUUGUCUUUAUUAAUGUACUUUUUGUCUAUUAGGCCAGUCUUUACCCAUAAUUCCACUGUGCUGUCACAGUGAGUGUGCACUGACUUUAUUUUCCCUGCGUUGAUGUUGCCUUUUCUCCGAAGGACUGAACUAACAGAAAAACAUCAAGUAGUCUAAAUAUGUCAACAAGUGUCACAGCGGUGCCUCAGUUCCCUCACACAGGAUGUUUACUCAGAUGUGUGUGUGUGUGUAUGUGUAUGGUGCUUCCCAACAAGCUACUGUGUCAUUAUCAUUAAACACUCCAGAUUCCACCCCCUCCCGGCAAAGCCUCUCAAGACAUAAAACAAUUAAAGCAAUCAUUUUGUGCAGCAAUUGAAUAUUCCCAUUGAAGCCCUGCUGCAAGUUAGCAAAGCUGCUUCCACUCGUUUUCUUUUUAGUCCACUCUAGUAUGGAAUAUGAUGUCUUGUUGUGGAGGGAACAACAGCGUGAGCUCAUAGAAGAAGCAAAUGGAAUAAAAAGAGUCGGAGAGACGUAAAUAUUUCUGCAUUAGCUACGUGCUUGUUAAAACCCCUGGUGCGGAAAUCAAAUACCAGUUAGGUGUUAAGUGUUGGCUUUUGAGAAAUGUAGCCGUAAAAAGCAGCGGUGGACCGUUUUUCUACCUCCAUAAUGACUGAGAGUGUACUUGCGGCCGUCUAAUUUGAACGUGAACAACAGACUAUAAAAAGAGGAUGUCCAGAGCUGACUGGUCCUUCCUGGAGCACCUGCUGGAGGAGGGUCAGGAGUAUUCGACAGGCAUCGGCCGCAUCUGGCUAACCGUUCUCUUCCUGUUUCGCAUGCUGGUCCUCGGCGCAGCUGCCGAGUCCGCCUGGGACGACGAGCAAGCCGACUUCAUCUGUAACACGCGGCAACCCGGCUGCAUGGCCGUCUGCUACGACAAAGCCUUCCCCAUCUCGCACUUCCGCUACUUUGUUCUUCAAGUCAUCUUCGUCUCCACGCCGACCAUCUUCUACUUCGGAUACGUGGCUAUAAGAUCGGCGAAGGAAAAAGAAGCAGGAAAGGACGAUAAGCAGUCGGAAGAUGAUGCAAAACAUAAGAACAAAGAUGGCGGUGCGAGGAAAGUAAGCAUAGCUGAGAGGAAUCCACCAGAAGCUCCAAAGCUGAAAGGCAAGCUGUUAUGUGCGUAUACAUUCAGCAUCUUCUUGAAGGUUCUCCUCGAGGUUGGCUUCAUCGUGGGGCUGUGGUUCCUUUAUGACGGCUUCCUCAUUGAAGCAAAAUUCGAGUGCGUAGGGUUCCCCUGCCCUCACACGGUGGACUGCUUUGUCUCCCGCCCAACGGAGAAGACCAUCUUCACCAUCUACACCCAGGCCAUCGCCGCCAUCUCCUUGCUCCUCAACCUCAUCGAACUCCUCCACCUGCUCCAGCUUGCCAUUUCCCACCGCUUGGAGAAACGGUACCAAGGAGAGGUGUAUCGACCACGAUUGGAUCAGGCGGCGGCUGCAGCCAAACAGGAGACGCCGGCGCUCCGAGAAGAAGCUCCGGAAUCCUACAGUGGGAGUCUACCAGUGCCGAGCGAAGCUACCGGCUACACCACCAACCCUUGUGAGAGCUUUGGAGAUCUGGCUAUAACGGUCAACUGGGCGCCCACGGAAGCUGGGAGUGACGUGCUUCCUAGCUACAGGAACUGCGUAGAGGCCAUCAGGACACCACAUUCAUCCAGGAACAGCAAGAACCACCACAAGGUGCCUUCAAAACAGAAGCACUACGUCUAACACACUCGCAGACUUUCCACCCUGGAUUAAAAGAUGUGUCCACUCAGAAGAAAUAACCAACAGGAGUCGUACUGUCAACCCAUCGCCUCCGAGACUCCAAAGACGCCAGACAACGGACCUUUUCAAACUUCAACACCCCCAAGGCUGACCUUAGUCAUGAGAUACUUGCUUUUACAUCAAAUAAGCGUGAAUGUGUUUGGUUAUGACUCGUUAUAAAUAAAUACAGUCUCCCAGUCUCUUGAGGUCCACACUAUCACCCCCCCCUGGAGGUCUUCUCUGACCACAUCACGGAAUGUUCUGGUCUCAGCUCAGCUCCCAUGAGGAUAACGGCUGUGUGGAUGCACGCACGCAUGCACCGGAUGCUUCCCCGGAGUUAACAGGGAGAGUCUUAUUCAUCCGAUGCAAACUUUAGUACUGAAGCAGGAGGCAGAGAGGACCACUAUGUAGCAUCCGGUUGGCUUAAAAGCUUGAAAGGAUUAGUGACUGCAAACUUGAUGGACUAAAAGUGGUACAAAAUGAAUGAAAUGUAUGUGAAAUAUGUAUUUAUAUCAAAGGCAUCUGUUAUUUAUUAUACUGAGGAAAAUA
Molecule: messenger RNA, 2430 nt
Organism: Doryrhamphus excisus (bluestripe pipefish)
Lineage: Eukaryota; Metazoa; Chordata; Actinopteri; Syngnathiformes; Syngnathidae
Source: RefSeq, a predicted model, not a curated record